UCUGCGUAACAAUUAGUUUUGCGUAGAAAUAUGCAAUGAAAUGUUUCAAGAAACAUUUCUUCUCUUAUCUUGACGUCUACUUCAAAUGAGAAUUUGAAAAUCUAGUAACCACUUGUACAAUUGCCAUAUCAACGUGUUCUUCAAACGUGUAGCUUCAUUACUUCGUGACAGUUUAGAACGCGAAUAUGGAGGGUCUGACACAGCAAAAAACAAAACGUCGUCGAUUGAACCCAAUUCAUCGCUGGACAAGUGAUGAAACCAGGGACAUGCUUGAGACGGUUUUGGAUGAAGUGAAAAAUAAUCCUGAAUUAUUCGAGAAACCAACAGCCCAGAUGUUCUAUGCCAGAAUAAUGGAAAAAACCGCAUGCGUACGCGCACUCAAUUGGAUUGUGCUAAAAAAUAAAAUGAGAAAUCUAAAAUCUUCAUACAUAUCUGCAUCUACAUGGAAAAGCCAAACUGGUGCUGGACUUCUAUCAGAAGGAUUAGAUAACAGCGUUACAGAAUACAUACAAAGGGUGUGUCCCUUCUGGAAUAUUCUUGAACAAAUUUUUGGCCAACGUAAGAAUGUGAAUCCAGCGAUCAUCAUCGAAACAUCACAUUCUGGUUUUAAUGAAUCAGUGAGCUAUGAUCAACUUGAAGAGCCACUUACAUUACCUGAAGAGCCAGCAAAUGAAAUAUUCGAUGGAGAUGAUGCAGCUUUCAAUUUCGACGAUGUGUCUGGAGAAAAUCUAAUUUGGGAAGAUACCAGACCAGCAUCCGAUGCAGAAAUUGAAACAAAUUUUGAUCCAGAAGUGAUACAUAAUGAGCAGGAAGAAAUCAACAUCGAGUCGUCAGAUACACCUACAACAUCGACAAGAAACAGGAACUUGGAGACAUUAAAAACUAAGUUGAAGCAGGGACAAAGAAAAACUAAGUGUUCCUUCAAUUCAGGAUCAAUUUCAGCACUUGUUGCAAUGCAGGACAAGAAAUUGCUUUUUGAGGAAAAGAAGUGGGAGAGACAAAGGGAGUUCGAUGAACAAAAGUUGGAAAUUGAGAAAGAAAAGAUCAAUUUGGCCCGAAUGCAAAUAGAGCAGCAAACGACUAUCCGAAAGUUAGAGAUAGAACGUGAUGAGCGCCUUGCCUUGGCCAACAUGAAAAUAGAAGCCGAAGUGCGGGAACGUGUUCAGAAAUAUGAAUUAGAAUUAAGGGCACGAUACAAUAACCAUUAA
Armigeres subalbatus is the source of this 1208-nucleotide messenger RNA. RefSeq lists its product as uncharacterized. The record is from RefSeq and is a predicted model, not a curated record. Bases 186 to 1208 code for a protein of 340 amino acids. NCBI's taxonomy places the organism in Eukaryota, Metazoa, Arthropoda, Insecta, Diptera, Culicidae. The transcript has 4 exons.